Xenopus tropicalis (tropical clawed frog) is the source of this 3139-nucleotide messenger RNA. It is a transcript of the gene tomm40l, whose product is annotated as translocase of outer mitochondrial membrane 40 homolog-like. Gene Ontology annotation, cellular component: mitochondrial outer membrane. The record is from RefSeq and is a predicted model, not a curated record. Gene Ontology annotation, biological process: transmembrane transport; protein import into mitochondrial matrix. Gene Ontology annotation, molecular function: transmembrane protein transporter activity. Lineage: Eukaryota; Metazoa; Chordata; Amphibia; Anura; Pipidae. The coding region runs from base 320 to 1243 and encodes 307 amino acids. The transcript has 8 exons.
AAAGCGCCUUACGUCUCUUGGGAAUGAAUGUUGCCAGCAGUUGCAAUGGCCGCCCGCAUCCGCUUGCUGAGGAGGGCAGCUUGUUACUGGCAUUUGUAUCCAUUUACAGAGGGAAAGCCAUGAAGCGGGCACCUCAGGGAUAAAUGGGCGAAGGGCGACUCGUUAUUUCAGGUGGGUGACUCCGGCAUCAACUACUCCACGAAAUCGCCCCGUGUGGGAAAUGUGGCUUCCCUGGGAAGGUCUGUGGGCAGCGGCUUGUUACCCCGGGCUGCGCUAUCCAGCUUUAUAACCCCAGGAGCAUCGCUCUGACUGAGGCAGCAUGGGUAAUGUCGUGGCCAUGGCCACCUCGCCGCCAUAUUGGAGAAAGCACAAGAAGAGGGUCCCACUGCCCAAUCCUGGGAGCUUCGAUGAGCUGCACAGGAGCUGCAAAGAGGUUUUCCCGCAGCAGAUGGAGGGUGUGAAGCUAAUUAUCAACAAGCCCCUUAGUAGCCACUUUCAGGUCAGCCACUCGAUUCACAUGAGCACAGUGGGCCAGUCCAGUUACCACUUCAAUGCAAAGUAUGUGGGAGACUAUCAGCCCAGCCCCACAGAGACGUUCCCCAUGUUGACUGGAGAUGUGGAUAAUGCAGGGAGCCUGAAUGCUCAGAUCCACUGCCUGCUGGCCGAUCGGUUCCGAUCCAAAGCCGUCUUCCAGACCUAUCGCUCUAAGUUCCUCACCUGGCAGGUUGACGGGGAAUACAGAGGGGACGAUUGCACAGUGACACUGACCUUGGGGAACCCCGAUAUCCUCAACGAAUCAGUGAUCCUGGUGACCCAUUUCCUGCAGAGCAUCACCCCCCGGCUGGUCCUGGGAGGAGAAUUGGUUUAUCAUCAACGAAUGGGAGAAGAGGGAGCCAUUUUUACCAUGGCAGGGAAAUAUUCCGCUCCCAACUGGGUGGCCACGUUAAAUAUCGGCUACGGGGGCGCCCACGCCAGCUACUAUCACAGAGCCAAUGAGCAGAUCCACGUUGGGGUGGAGUUGGAGGCCAACACCAGGCUCCAGGAGACGUCCUUUGCCUUCGGUUACCACCUGGACAUUCCCAAAGCCAACGUGGUCUUUAAAGGUUCUGUGGACAAUUCUUGGUGUGUAGGGGGCAUCCUGGAGAAAAAGCUGCCCCCGCUACCUGUAACCCUGGCACUGGGGGCUUUUAUGAACCACUGGAAGAACAAGUUUCAUUGCGGCUUUAACAUCAUGGUGGGAUGAAGCCAACGACUCCUAGUGGUGAAGGUCAGAAAAGGACUCGCGGGUCCAGAACUUGUCUCUGGUGACCCAGUCUCCUAAAUAUCCACCCACGGACUGCACCUACCCCCCCCCCACCCCAUAACCACUGACACGAUCCUUGUGUGUAACAUGGAGCAGAGGCAGCAUUUGUCCCGUGGUUACUAGGCCUCGGAACCUGUUGGUAUUACAACAAGGCAGCACCAAACGUGGCCUGUGACCUGGAACCCAAUUCCUAGUAAUGGAGAACUGUGGCAGAACCGACGUUUCUGUCUUAGUCUUCAGCAGCCAGAGCCGAGCUUUGUACCCCGAACUGGCACCAAACAUUAGUUUGUAUAUUUAUACUCCCUUACAGAAACGGUCUAGUAUGAGGGUAUACUCACUGUGUGCCCAGAACAUUCCCUCUCAGUAUCUAUAGGUUGGAGUGGCCAUAUUGACUCCCUUAUAGCUUAUUUUGUGCCCAGAACAUUCCUUCUCAGUAUCUAUUUAUACCUAGAGGUUGUAGCCGCCAUAUUAUCUCCCUUAUACACUUCAGUAUGAGGCUUUAGCCUACUUUUUGCCCAGAACAUUCCUUCUCAGUAUCUAUUUAUACCUAGAGGUUGUAGCCGCCAUAUUGUCUCCCUUAUACACUUCAGUAUGAGGCUUUAUCCUACUGUUUGCCCAGGACAUUCCUUCUCAGUAUCUAUUUAUACCUAGAGGUUGUAGCCGCCAUAUUGUCUCCCUUAUUCACUUCAAUAUGAGGCUUUAGCCUACUGUUUGCCCAGAACAUUCCUUCUGAGUAUCUAUUUAUACCUAGAGGUUGUAGCCGCCAUAUUGUCUCCCUUAGCUUAUUUUGUGCCCAGAACAUCCCUUCUGAGUAUCUAUUUAUACCUAGAGGUUGUAGCCGCCAUAUUGUCUCCCUUAUACACUUCAAUGUGAGGCUUUAUCCUACUGUUUGCCCAGAACAUUCCUUCUGAGUAUCUAUUUAUACCUACAGGUUGUAGCCGCCAUAUUGUCUCCCUUAUACACUUCACUAUGAGGCUUUAGCCUACUGUUUGCCCAGAACAUUCUUUCUCAGUAUCUAUUUAUACCUAGAGGUUGUAGCCGCCAUAUUGUCUCCCUUAUUCACUUCAAUAUGAGGCUUUAUCCUACCGUUUGCCCAGAACAUUCCUUCUCAGUAUCUAUUUAUACCUAGAGGUUGUAGCCGCCAUAUUGUCUCCCUUAUACACUUCAGUAUGAGGCUUUAUCCUACUGUUUGCCCAGAACAUUCCUUCUAUCUAUUUAUACCUACAGGUUGUAGCCGCCAUAUUCUCUCCCUUGUACACUUCAGUAUGAGGCUUUAUCCUACUGUUUGCCCAGAACAUUCCUUCUGAGUAUCUAUUUAUACCUAGAGGUUGUAGCCGCCAUAUUGUCUCCCUUAUACACUUCAAUAUGAGGCUUUAUCCUACUGUUUGCCCAGAACAUUCUCUGUAAGAUAUCAUUGACUUCCUUAAGAAGUGCUCCCCCCCAGUGGUGGUGUUGAUACUGCAGUUAUUCCCUAAUUGCCCAGCACUGAUUAUUCUUUCUGCAGUACAAUUCAUUACUUAGCGCUGCCGUUGCAGGAACAAUAAACCUACAGUGACCUCAGGGACCCCUCCCAACUGUCACCCCCAGUAUUUCCUAAUAUCUGCCAUCUUUAUCAGGGUAAGAAUAGAUUUGAUUGAGGGCAGAGAGUGAAUCGACAAGUUUACUCUUCUGUGUCACCACCACUUGGAGGCGCUGCAGCCCUGCACUUACUCCAUUAUUGCAUCUCCUCUACCGAACUCUCCCUCUUGUGUUAGCCAAUCAUUAGGAGCUUUACUCACUAAUGCCUGCGGGUGGCGUUGUUUACGUUUGUAAAAAUAAUAUUCUUUCCUGUCUGUU